AUGGUAGAAUACACAAGCAAGGAAGAAAGCAUACCGAAAAGAAACCCCGAGUGGGUACAAACACCUCAACCAAGUAACAGUGAAGAUAAGCCGACUUGGAAACUACACGUAGACGAGUCAGCUACAAAUCAGCUAUCUGGUGCAGGAAUUGCCCUUGUCACGCCUGGGGAAUACAAGGCUAGGGGAGAAAAGAUGAUAGCGUAUGUGAGAAAAAUUUGUGAAUUUCUUUCACAAUUCAAAAGUUACGGUCUCAGACAACUUCCAAGGGAAGAAAACACAACUACAGAUACAUGUGUUACUCAAGAAGAAGCUGCACGACUCCUAUCUGAGGUGCACGACGGAUUCUGUGGAAAUCAUGCUGCUGGGCAGAGUUUAUCUAAGAAAAUUCUAAGGCAUGGUUAUUUUUGGCCAACAAUGAUUGAAGAUUCAAAGGCCUAUGUUAAGAAAUGUGACACAUGCUAG
Molecule: messenger RNA, 462 nt
Organism: Cannabis sativa
Lineage: Eukaryota; Viridiplantae; Streptophyta; Magnoliopsida; Rosales; Cannabaceae
Exons: 3
Coding region: 1-462 (153 amino acids)
Source: RefSeq, a predicted model, not a curated record